AUCCACUCCUCCUCGUCCAAUCCGGUUGGCUCAAACGUCACCUUGCUUCUUUUCGACCUAUUGAAAGGGCUUAACACUCUUGACAUCUCUUUGGCUCGUAUCGACUAUGCCCCUUAUGGUGAUUGGAACCAUCCUCACACCCUCCCUCGUGCCACCGAUAUUCUAGUGGUGGUUAAGGGCACUUUUCAUGUCGGGUUUGUCACCUCCAACCCUCCCAAGCUCUUCACAAAAACUCUACAUGUUGGUUAUGAUUUCGUCUUUCCAAUCGGUCUCAUUCACUUCCAAUUAAACGUGGCCAAUAUCAAUGCUAUCGCUUUUGCCAGACUAAGCAGCCAAAAUCCAGAUACAAUCACUAUUGCCAAUGCGGGUUUCGGUUCCAAUCCGGCCAUCAAUCCUUAUGUCCUCACCAAGGCGUUACAAGUGGAUAAAAACUUGCUGGAUGACCUCCAAAGCAGGUCUUGA
Messenger RNA from Linum tenue, 462 nucleotides. NCBI's taxonomy places the organism in Eukaryota, Viridiplantae, Streptophyta, Magnoliopsida, Malpighiales, Linaceae. The record is from the annotation of a GenBank genome assembly.